AUGGGGUCACAGAGUCCUAGCCCGCGGUUUCGCAGGCUACAACAGAUUCUGCCAGACUACAGCCCCAGCAAGAUCACCCAGUAUGAAUCAGAGCGGACGGGGAUGCGUGUGGUCGUGGUGGAUCAGCAAGGGCCAAAACUACACGGCUUCUUCGUGCUUGCCACUGAAAUCCAUGAUGACUCGGGAGCACCGCAUACGCUGGAACAUCUUUGCUUCAUGGGCUCAAAGAACCACAAGUACAAGGGCUUCCUCGACAAACUGGCGACCCGUGCCUAUUCCGGCACAAAUGCCUGGACCGCGACAGAUCACACGGCCUAUACUCUGGAAACAGCUGGGUGGGCAGGGUUUGCCCAGAUAUUACCGGUGUAUCUGGAGCAUGUCAUUCUCCCGACGCUCACGGACGCAGGGUGCACGACCGAAGUCUAUCAUAUUGAUGGGAAUGGUCACGACGCCGGCGUGGUGUAUUCUGAAAUGCAAGGGGUCCAGAAUACUGCUUCGGAACUCAUUGAGUUGCAGGCGAAAAGAAUCCUCUACCCUGAAGGAGUUGGCUUCCGCUAUGAGACGGGAGGAAUGAUGGAACAACUCCGUGUGCUGACGGCCGAGAGGAUACGAGAAUUUCAUCGUGAAAUGUACCAGCCGAAAAAUCUCUGCCUUGCCCUCUUUGGCGAGGUCGAUCAUGACGAGUUGCUGGCCAUUCUGGAUGAAUUCGAGACCUCCAUUAUGAACGACAUCCCUAGUCCGGAUGCGCCUUUCAGACGACCCUGGAUCGAGUCAAAGCAAGCCCCACCGCUACCUGCCUCAACUUUGCAGCGAGUCGAGUUUCCUGAAGAGGACGAGUCAUUCGGAGAAGUUGACAUCCGAUUUCUGGGGCCGGAUUGUGCGGACUCGAUCUCCACAGCCGCUCUCAAUGUUGUACUUUUGUAUCUGGCUGGUUCGCCCGCGGCACUACUUGACAACACCAUCGUGGAGAAGGAACAGUUGGCCAGUGGCGUCUAUUAUCAGAUAGACAGCCGGCCCCGGACAGAGAUAAGCUUUUCAAUGUCCAGUGUAGAGACUGGACGGCUGGAGGAAGUGGAAAGGCGUUUCUUUGGAGUUCUGAAAGGUGCAAUGGAGAAACCACUGGACAUGAAGUUCAUGAAAGACUGCAUUGAUCGACAGGUGCGGACAUAUAAAUUCAACGCUGAAAGUUCUCCUACCGCUUUUGCCGACUACAUCAUCGCCGACUAUCUCUAUGGUAAAAGGGACGGGUCGACGUUAGACCAAUUGAAGUCCUUGGCUCAAUAUACAGAAACCUUGACAUCCUGGAGUGAGCAGCAAUGGAAAGACUUUAUCAAGAAGUACAUUUCAGAUGCACCUCAUGUGUCUAUCCUGGGAGUACCAUCAGCCCGGCUAUCUGAGAAACUGAAGACGGAGGAGGCGCAAAGGCUCGAGCAGCAAAAGGAGAGACUCGGACCCGAAGGCUUGAAAAAGAUGCAGGAAAAACUUGACAGGGCAAAAGCUGAGAAUGACCGGCCCAUCCCGCGAGAACUUCUCGCUCAGUUUAAAGUGCCUUCCCCCGAUACAAUCCACUUUGUCAACACUUCAGGCGCUCGAGCUGGCCUUGCUCUCGAGAUUGGAAAGCCAAAAACCAGAUUCCAACAGACGAUCGAUAAUGACUCCAGAGACAUGCCGUUAUUUCUUGACUUUCAACACAUCCCUUCAAACUUUGCCAGAGUCCACCUCAUCAUCUCCACGGAGAUAUUGCCGGACGAGCUGCGCCCGCUGCUGUCAAUAUACAUGGAAGCAUUUUUCAAUCUUCCCAUCAAGCGAGGAGAGGAAACCGUUGAUUUUGAACGGGUUGUCACUGAACUGGAGCGGGAUACGGUGGGUUACUCGAUUGACGCAGCGUCCAAUCUGGGUAACCCCGAAGGGAUCAAAAUCAGCUUCCAGGUCGAAAUUGAACGUUACGAUGUGGCGGUGAAGUGGUUGUCCGAGCUCUUAUUCCACUCCAUAUUCGACAUUGAGAGACUAAAAGCUAUCAAUGCACGACUCCUUGCAGACGUGCCCGAUGCCAAACGUAACGGAGAUGACAUGCUAUCGGCAGUGGAUCGCAUGAUCCACCUCGCGCCCAAAUCGAUCGGUCGUGCGCGAAGCACCUUGGUCAGAGCCUUGUAUUUGAAGCGCAUCAAGCAGCUUUUGUGGCGAGAUCCAGAGUCUGUGGUGCAACGAUUCGAACAGCUGCGUCAAAAUCUCUGUCGCUUCGAGAACUUCCGCAUCCUGGUAAUCACCGACCUGGACAAGGUGAAGAAUCCGGUGAGCACAUGGCAAUCGUUUUUGAAGGAACUGGAACCGAAGAGCGAACUCACGCCCAUCGGCCGUCGGAUUGACCGUCUUAGUGAAGCGGGCAAGAAGCCCGGCCAGCUGGCGUAUGUUGUGCCCAUGCCGACGAUUGAUUCAUCAUUCGCCUACGCUUCAGCCAGAGGACCGACGUCCUGGGACGACCCUAAGAUGCCGGCAGUCAUGGUGGCAAUGGCGUACAUGAACGCGGUCGAAGGACCAUUGUGGGCUGCCGUCCGGGGCACGGGUCUUGCAUACGGCACCAGCAUGGGCUACGACUUGGAGUCUGGCAAUGUCUACUUGGAUGUCUAUCGGUCGCCGGACGCCUACAAGGCGUACGAGGCCAGUCGGAAAGUCGUCGAGGGCCAUAUGACGGGAGAGAUUGAGUUCGAUGCUCUGAUGCUCGAAGGGGCCAUCAGCAGCAUCGUGGUCGCCUUCGCCAACGAGCAACAUACUCUUGCCAGUGCCGCCGGGGCGAGUUUCAUCCGGUCGGUCAUGAAAGGUCUGCCUGAGGAUCAUAUGGAACGGCUGCUGAAGAAGGUUCGAGCGAUUGAAAUUGACGAUAUCAAGGACGCCCUCAAGACCGUGGUGUACAACAUGUUCACUCCUGGAAUGGCUGAUAUCAUUGUCACGUGUGCCCCUGGGCUAAAGGAGGCUAUCUCGGCAGGCCUUACCAAGGCUGGGUUCUCUCCUCAAACCCGUGAUCUCAAUUUCUUCCAGGAUGAUUAUGGGCUGAAACCUCUUGAUGGGACAGCCGACAAUGAUGACCAUGAUGAAGAGGACGAGGAAGAAGAUGACAACGGCCACAGCGACGACCACGAUGACUCGGACGACCUGGAAGGCAGCGAGGGUUAUGAGAUGAUCGAAGGCAAUGACGACGACAUGGACGAGCAAAGUUAG
Exophiala dermatitidis NIH/UT8656 is the source of this 3216-nucleotide messenger RNA. RefSeq lists its product as uncharacterized. Bases 1 to 3216 code for a protein of 1071 amino acids. The transcript has 2 exons. The record is from RefSeq and is a predicted model, not a curated record. Lineage: Eukaryota; Fungi; Ascomycota; Eurotiomycetes; Chaetothyriales; Herpotrichiellaceae. Gene Ontology annotation, molecular function: metal ion binding.